This is a messenger RNA of Hibiscus syriacus, 768 nucleotides long. Its product is annotated as indole-3-acetic acid-induced protein ARG7-like. The transcript has a single exon. Bases 95 to 544 code for a protein of 149 amino acids. NCBI's taxonomy places the organism in Eukaryota, Viridiplantae, Streptophyta, Magnoliopsida, Malvales, Malvaceae. The record is from RefSeq and is a predicted model, not a curated record. Gene Ontology annotation, biological process: response to auxin.
CAGCUCCAUCCCACUCCUUUCACUUUCUCGGGAAAAUAUUCUCUUUCCCGACUGACAGUUGUUGUUCUUUACUCCGUCAUUUUCUAGCGACAAAAUGUCUACUGGGACGGGGAAGUGCCAGAAAAUUCGCCACAUUGUCCGAAUCCGCCAAAUGCUGAAGCAGUGGCGAAGGAAAGCCCGCAUAACGGCCAGCAACAACAAUAACGGACACCCGCCGCCGUCUGAUGUUCCUUCUGGACAUGUGGCUGUCUGCGUUGGCACCGGUCUGAGGAGAUUUAUCGUACGCGCCACCUACCUAAACCACCCAAUCUUCAAAGCACUCCUCCUACAAACCGAAGAAGAGUACGGUUUCAGCAACGUAGGACCAUUAACCAUCCCAUGCGACGAGUCCUUGUUCGAAGACAUUCUCAGACUCGUCUCCCGAUCCAGCUCACCUCCCGGUGAUCUUCAGAGAUGCUGCCACGUCGGCGUGAAGAAUGAACUCGGUUUUAUCGGCGAAUCUCGACCGUUGCUUCAUGGGGUAUCCGAAAAAUCCGUCUUCUGAAAGUAUAAAGCAAAAGUAGCUUGAGUACCCAAACAUCUGGGUAGACUCAACCGCGUCAAUAGAGUUGAAGACCUAACAGUUGUUAUUUGUUUGGAGUGGUUAGUGGGUAAUUUCUCAGUAAGUUUUUCCAAGGCUAUAAUUAUAUUAGUUAAUUAUGGAGGUGGCGAAGCGGUUUAUUUUCACUUUUUACUUCUUUUACCCUGUAAUCCCACCCUUGGUUUGAC